Molecule: messenger RNA, 2101 nt
Organism: Phoenix dactylifera (date palm)
Lineage: Eukaryota; Viridiplantae; Streptophyta; Magnoliopsida; Arecales; Arecaceae
Source: RefSeq, a predicted model, not a curated record
UAAAAUAAUUAUUAAUAUUUUUAAUAUUUUAAAAUGACCAUAAAAACUGAGUCUUUAGUGGUAAUUUAUGAUCUCAUCGAUGCGUUUUAAAUAGAUUUGUAUUAGACAUAAAUGAGCUUGAGAUCAAAUUUUUUUAAUAUUUUAAACUUAUUUUAAUCUAUUUAAUAAUUAAAAUGAGUUAUGACCAAAUCUAUUUAUUUUAUUUAAGAUAUAUUGAAUCUGUUUAAAAUUUAUUGGACCUGUUCCUAGCUAUUUAACCGGUUAAACCCACUCAACUUAUUUCGUUUAACUUGAUUGAUCUAUUUAUUUAAUGAGUUAUGCCCGCGCCCUUCUCUCUCUCCCUCCUCGUUCUUCAUCAAACUCAUCGCACAUGAUGCUACCCCCUUUUAAGACCCACCACCAACAACAACUUCUUCCGCCGGGAAUUUUUCCUUCCGCAGAAUGAAAUGGAAAACUUCUCUCUUUUAAUGGAAAACUUCUCUCUUUUAUCUUGAUCUUUUAUCUCAAUUCUUUACGGAAUUAUUGGAAACGUACUAAAUUUGGGCACAAUUUUAUUAGAAACCUACCAAAUCAGGGUACGAAAUCUUCUCUUUAUAAACGAUCUUCGAGAGUUUGGAGAGAAGAUCUCGUGCCCAAGUUUGGUAGGUUUCGAAUGAAAUCUCGCGCCCAAGUUUGGUAGGUUUCCAAUCAGAAUUCUUUUCGGAUCUCUCACAAAAGCUAAAUCUCCGUCUCUCGUGCGCGCGGGACCUUGUCUUCGAAUGCCGUUAUCUGCGUCGAAUCUGAUCUUUACUCUCGUUGUCAGGGACACGGUAAGCGUCGUUAGUGACACGGAAUGUGAGAUUUCUGAAGACAGAUGGCUUCUUGGUGGUCUUCUUCAGGAUGUUCUGAAGGAUAUGAAGAUCUUUUUUGCUGUAAGAGGGAUUUAAUGUAAGAGGGAAAGAGGAUAAGACCCUUUUUUAUGAUUCAGAAGGUUCUGACAUUGGAUGUUUAUGCUAAGUAAAGUUGGUGAUCUUUGUUCAGCACAGUAAAGAAAUGUGAGACUCUGAAGACUUUGAUAUGUUGUAGGCAGACUUCUGCAGGUUGUUGAAAAAAAAUGAAGACUUUGUAAAAGAUUGCUGGAUGAAGACCUGUAGUUUGCUGGAAGAUGGAAAGAGGAUUCUAAUUUGCUGACAUAAGAGGUGCGGGGUUGUGGUGAUUAUGGAUUCAGAAAAUUUAAAAGAUGUCAUUGAUCUUGAGACUGGCACAAGUAGGACAAGCAGUGCACAAGAAGGAUCUGACAACAGUUUCAGUAGUGGGAAUGCAAAGAAGUUGUUGACUAGAGUCUGGAGUGGCCUUGGUGGAUUGAUGAUGGGUGAAGAAGCUGUUAACUUGGGUAAUGUUUUCUCCUGUUCUAUUGAUGGUUGUUAUGAGAACGGAGAAAUUUUAGCAAAAGAGAGGUUUGACAGAGAGGACAAUGUGGGUCCUUUUAAGAAGAUAGUAGAAACUGAUAGGCCAAGAAGGAAGGCUUCCAAAAGGCCUCCAAAACCACCCCGGCCUCCCAAGUCUCUGUCACUGAAUGCUUUUGACCAGAAGUUAGUCAACGAGAUAUCUGAGCUUGCCAUGUUGAGGCAGGCAAGAAUUGAACGAAUGAAGAUGCUAAAGAAGAAAAGGAACACCAAGGCAGCAUCUUCGAACACCAACUUGUGUGCCAUGGUUAUCACCAUUCUCUUCUUCCUCAUCAUUAUAUGGAAAGGUAUAUUGGCUGUGUAUGUCUAUGGAGAAGCAGGCAGAUGUGUAAUUGUAGCAGGAUUUGGGAGAGUGAAAAGGAUUGAUAUCUCCAUCUUGAAAAGAAAUAAAACAAGGUACCAUGUUCCGGUAAAAUGUACUCGCUGCCCUUUUUUUUUCUUUUCUUUUGUAGCAAGCUAUGUUUGGAAGGUUGUGACCUCGGAGCUUUUUAUUGUUAUUGAUAGAUUAAGAGACUUGCCAAUAGAGCUAGAAGUAAUUCUCUAGAAGAAAAUUUGAAGUACAUAAUCAUGAGCUUCCUAUCUAGAACUCAAAGGACCUAACUUGCCCCAAAAUGGUUUUUGACAUUAUUUGAACUUCUAGUCUCCUUUGUCUUGUU